AUCUCUAGUGAUUAUCAGCACUUUGGAUGGACGAAUUGCUGCACUGGAUCCAGAAAACAGAGGGAGAAAACAGUGGGAUCUGGAUGUGGGAUCAGGUUCUCUUGUGUCAUCCAGUCUCAGUAAACCAGAGGUAUUUGGAAACAAGAUGAUAAUCCCUUCCUUGGAUGGCGACCUUUUCCAGUGGGAUCGGGAUCGAGAGAGCAUGGAAGCAGUUCCCUUCACAGUUGAAUCUCUUCUCGAGUCAUCCUACAAAUUCGGCGAGGACGUUGUCUUGGUUGGGGGAAAGUCUUUGACCACCUAUGGGCUGAGCUCCUACUCAGGGAAGGUGAGGUACAUCUGCUCGGCCAUGGGCUGUCGUCGGUGGGAUGACGAGGAGACAGAGCAGGAGGAGACGCUGCUGCUACACCGAACCCAGAAAACAGUCCGUGCUGUGGGACCACGCAGCGGCAAUGAAAAGUGGAAUUUCAGUGUUGGUCACUUUGAGCUGCGCUACGUCCCAGAUAUUGAAACUAGAGCCGGAUAUAUUGAGAGCAAUUUUAAAUCAAGUAUGAACAAAGAAGAAACCAAAAUCAUUUCAGAUGUGGAUGAGCAGGAAGCUAUGAUGAAAGAUACAGUGAUAAAGGUCUCAGUAGCUGACUGGAAGGUGAUGGCUUUUAACAGACGAGGAGGACAUCUGGAAUGGGAAUACCAGUUUUGCACUCCAAUUGCUUCUGCCUGGCUGGUUAAGGAUGGCAAAGUGAUUCCAAUCAGUCUGUUUGAUGACACAAGUUACACCGCAAACAGUGAAGUACUGGAAGAUGAAGAAGACCUUGUGGAAGCUGCCAGAGGGGCCACCGAAUCCAGUGUCUAUUUGGGUAUGUACAGGGGCCAGCUGUAUCUUCAGUCAUCAGUCAGAAUUUCUGAGAAAUUCCCAACCAACCCAAAGGCUCUGGAAUCAAGGAACGAUAAUGCAAUUAUUCCUCUCCCCAAAAUCAAGUGGAAACCUUUAAUCCAUUCUCCUUCCAGGACUCCAGUGUUGGUGGGGUCUGAUGAGUUCGAUAAGUGUCUCAGCAACGACAAAUAUUCUCAUGAAGAGUACAGCAAUGGAGCACUUUCAGUUCUGCAAUACCCAUACGAUAAUGGUUAUUACUUACCCUACUACAAGAGAGAGAGAAAUAAACGUAGCACCCAGAUCACUGUUAGAUUUUUCGAGGAUACAAAUUACAAGAACAUUCGCAAAAAGGAUCCUGUUCUUCUGCUUCACUGGUGGAAAGAAAUUGUUGGCACCAUUGUAUUUUGCAUUGUGGCCACAACUUUUAUUGUACGCAAACUUUUCCAUCCCCAUCCUUACAGCAGACUGCGGAAGGAGUCUGAAACACAGUGUCAGACUGAUAAUAAAUACGAGCCCACUUGUGGAGAUGUUAAAGACAGCAGCUGGAGCGACGUCAAGAACUCUGGAUACGUGUCAAGAUACCUGACAGAUUUUGAACCAAUUCAGUGUCUGGGUCGUGGAGGUUUUGGAGUAGUUUUUGAAGCCAAAAAUAAAGUGGACGACUGCAACUAUGCUAUCAAAAGGAUCCGUUUACCUAACAGGGAGCUGGCUCGUGAAAAGGUGAUGAGGGAAGUCAAGGCGUUGGCCAAACUCGAGCAUCCAGGUAUUGUUCGGUAUUUCAACGCGUGGCUGGAAGCUCCACCUGAGAGAUGGCAGGAGAAGAUGGAUGAACAGUGGUUAAAAGAUGAAAGCACUGAUUGGCCCCUCAGCUCUCCCAGUCCAAUGGACGUCCCAUCGUUUAAGAUCAGAACAGAGCCGUUUUCUGCAAAGGAGCACAUUGAAGUUAUUGCCACUUCAUCGGGGAGGGUGAGGUCUGUGGGAAUACCCUGUGGGCAGUCUGAUUCAUCCGGAAGCCAGUUUUCUCCUCUGGAGUUUUCUGCCACGGAUAACAGGGACCUCCACCAGUCUGAAGAUCCACUAUUAAACCUUCAGGACAGCGUCCUCACAGGCUGCGAUGUAGAAGACAGUACCAUCAACAACAACGAGCUGGGUCACUCCUUGGAAAUCUGUUCUUCAGCUGUUCCUGUUGCGCACCUGAGGGAAGGAACCUCCUCCUCUAUUGUGUUUGAGGAUUCUGGUUGUGGAAAUGCCUCUAGUAAGGAAGAGAAGAUUGAUGUUUCGCAUGAUGAAAGUCUUUCGGAUAAGGCAAAAAGUACAAAGGAAUCCGAUAACAAGAAAUCUGCUUCAGGAAGUCCCCUCUCUGUUUCUCCACCAAGGCCAACAAGUUUAAGCCUGGACCUUUCUAAAAAUAUUACAGAAAAAGUCAAGCCCACCUCUCCAAAGGUGUAUCUUUACAUCCAGAUGCAGCUCUGCCGGAAAGAGAACCUUAAAGACUGGAUGAGCAGAAGAUGCAUGAUAGAGGAGAGGGAAAGGACAGAGUGUCUGCAGAUAUUUCUGCAGAUAGCUGAAGCUGUUGACUUUCUGCAUAGCAAAGGAUUAAUGCACAGGGAUCUCAAGCCUUCCAAUAUCUUUUUCACGAUGGAUGACAUAGUGAAGGUUGGGGAUUUUGGACUGGUGACUGCAAUGGACCAAGAUGAGGAGGAGGAAUCGGUACUUACCCCAAUGCCAGCUUAUGCCAGGCACACGGGACAAGUGGGGACCAAACUCUACAUGAGCCCAGAACAGAUCUGUGGGAACACCUAUUCGCACAAAGUGGAUAUCUUCUCUUUGGGACUGAUUCUCUUCGAGCUGCUUUACCCUUUCAGCACGCAGAUGGAGAGGGUCAGGACCUUAAGUGAUGUUAGAAAUUUGAAGUUUCCACCACUGUUCACUCAGAAAUAUGCACAGGAGUACACCAUGGUGAAGGAGAUGCUCUCUCCAAGUCCCACUGAAAGACCAGAGGCUGCAGCAAUCAUAGAAAAUCCCGUAUUUGAAGACUUGGAGCUCCCACCAAAACCAGUGCUUAGGCAGAGGUCACGGACAAUGAGUUUAUCAGGAAAUAAGCAUUCAAGACAACCAAGCAAAUAA
Mesitornis unicolor (brown roatelo) is the source of this 2998-nucleotide messenger RNA. It is a transcript of the gene EIF2AK3, whose product is annotated as eukaryotic translation initiation factor 2-alpha kinase 3. The annotation marks the transcript as partial. Gene Ontology annotation, biological process: protein phosphorylation. The record is from RefSeq and is a predicted model, not a curated record. The transcript has 16 exons. Gene Ontology annotation, molecular function: protein kinase activity; ATP binding; protein binding. Lineage: Eukaryota; Metazoa; Chordata; Aves; Mesitornithiformes; Mesitornithidae.